AAAAUCCCAUUCCCCCACACGCCGCCCAGUUCCAUUCCCCUUCUCCGUCCGUCCCUGUGUUGCCCGUGCGCGCGCUCACCGUGGAACAAAUGGCGGGACGGAACGAGCUGGUGGUCAGCUUCGGCGAGAUGCUGAUAGACUUCGUGCCCACGGUGGCGGGGGUGUCGCUGGCGGAGGCGCCGGCCUUCCUCAAGGCGCCCGGCGGCGCGCCCGCCAACGUCGCCAUCGCCGUCGCGCGCCUCGGCGGCGCCGCCGCCUUCGCCGGCAAGCUCGGCGACGACGAGUUCGGCCGCAUGCUCGCCGCCAUCCUCCGCGACAACGGCGUCGACGACUCGGCCGUCGUCUUCGACGCCGGCGCGCGCACCGCGCUCGCCUUCGUCACCCUCCGCGCCGACGGCGAGCGCGAGUUCAUGUUCUACCGCAACCCCAGCGCCGACAUGCUCCUCACCGCCGACGAGCUCAACGUCGGCCUCCUCAAGAGGGCUGCAGUCUUCCACUAUGGAUCAAUAAGUUUGAUUGCUGAGCCUUGCCGGUCAGCACACCUCCGCGCCAUGGAGGUUGCCAAGGAGGCUGGCGCACUCCUCUCCUAUGACCCCAACCUGAGGGAGGCAUUGUGGCCAUCCCGUGAGGAGGCCCGCGCCAAGAUCUUGAGUAUCUGGGACCAGGCUGACAUUGUCAAGGUCAGCGAGGUUGAGCUUGAGUUCUUGACUGGCAUUGACUCGGUGGAGGAUGAUGUUGUCAUGAAGCUGUGGCGCCCUACCUUUAAGCUCCUCCUGGUCACUCUUGGAGAUCAAGGGUGCAAGUACUAUGCCAGGGAUUUCCGUGGAUCUGUUCCAUCCUACAAAGUACAGCAAGUUGAUACAACUGGUGCUGGUGACGCAUUUGUUGGCGCUCUGCUCCGAAAAAUUGUCCUAGAUCCAUCAUCGUUGCAAGAUCAGAAAAAGCUUGAGGAGGCGAUUAAGUUUGCCAACGCAUGCGGAGCAAUCACCACCAUAAAGAAAGGGGCAAUCCCUUCACUGCCCACGGAAAUUGAGGUCUUGCGGCUGAUGGAGAAUGCAUAGAAUGCUUAUGGUUCUCGCUAGCUUCGUCUGCAAAUUGUAUUGUAUGCUGAUCUGGAUCUGGAGCAAGGUGUACUCCCAAGAUAUGUCUGCCUUUUUGUUUGCCCUACUUCCCUUUCUGAAAGGGGUUUUUGUUUUGAAAUUCUAAUUUAAAUAAGCAGAGCCUUCAAUGUCAUUGUGCCCCGUUUAUGUGAUUAAGUAACCAGUCCUUACUGGAAGUAUUAUUUUUCUCUA
This is a messenger RNA of Lolium rigidum, 1292 nucleotides long. RefSeq names its product fructokinase-1. The coding region runs from base 90 to 1061 and encodes 323 amino acids. NCBI's taxonomy places the organism in Eukaryota, Viridiplantae, Streptophyta, Magnoliopsida, Poales, Poaceae. Gene Ontology annotation, cellular component: cytosol. The record is from RefSeq and is a predicted model, not a curated record. Gene Ontology annotation, molecular function: fructokinase activity. The transcript has 4 exons. Gene Ontology annotation, biological process: fructose metabolic process.